GUGCGUUUGAACUUUGAAACGGACUGAGUUAACUAUGAACACUGAGAGACUGAGAGCCUACUCACAGCUGAGUGCAGACGAGAAUGGAGACACCCGGCCGUCCCCGAGCCCUGGAAUAAACGAAACUCAGCUGUUUGAAGCACAGAAGAUGUUGAAAGAUGACUUGGAAGCUGUCAAAAGGCACCUGUUCGCCCAAGCGAAGUCCGUGGAAGCCUUCAAUCGAACCAUCACCCUGCUGGAAAGAGAGAGAAGCCAGCAGUUUAACAAGAUCAGAGCAUUUCAAGAGGAGCUCCGCAGGCUAGGCCAGGUUGUGGACAGACAGAACCAAGACUCCCAGCUAGAGAAGCGUUUCCAGGCCCUGAGCCAGGAGCUGUCUGGGAAGCUGCUCUUCCUUCGAGGCCUCAUUGAGCAGGGAACCACCCAGCACCUCCAAACUCCACUCCCAGGCUGCAGCCCGGGCCUACCCCUGUGUGACAGUCAGAGACAGGAGGCCCUCAAUGACAUCACCCAGGAGAUAUCCGAGAGCAAGAAGUUCUUAUGGGAAGAAAUGGAGGCGAUCAGGGCAGAAAUUGAUGACAUCAAGCAGAAACUCAAGCCCCAAGAGGAGAGCUGGGUGAGGGGUGUGGAUGAUGACAAGGCAGGAGGAAUGGGACGAGAGCGCUGUGGUCAGAACGAGGAGCGUCUGACUGACGGCUGUCAGAGCAGCCUUCACAACGAGGAGAGAGAGCAGGAGAUCACAGCUCUGAGGUCGGCAAUCAUCGAGCUGCAAGAGCAAGUCCGAAUCCUUCUCGUCUCCAAAAACAUGCCGACCGGAGUGCGAGAGAGGCGCAGACGGCAGAGAAAGCUGGUGAGGAGGGUGCUGGCGACGGGCAGCACCACGGGCGAGAGCGAGGACUCUGAUAUCGGCCGGGCAUUCGGUCUGGCGCCUGAGAGCGAGGGACUGAGCUCCUCUGCCGAGGACAUGAAUCGGGCAGGCCGGCAGCAGCCCUAGUGUGAACGAGCUGUCGGGGACACAGAAGUCUUCACACCAGUCCAAUCUUCAACGCCUUACCCAAACACAGCCAUUCACCUCCAAGCCUCCAAUGCUCUUGUGCGUUUGGACUCUUUCAGUUCUGACAGUAAUAAAAAUAAAAACCCAUGCCGGGCAGCACCACUGCUGGAGUUACUAGAGAGCGUUUUCCUGCUCUCAUUUCACACCGACAAAAGCAGCCAAGUUAGACAAGCUUCACUCCUACACAGUGUAUUUUAAUGGUCUAGAGUGGCGAUGUUAAGUAUGCCACAAACACACUGUCAAUUCAAGAGCAGAGGUGUGAAAGUGGACGACUGUGACGUAUAUGAAACAGUAUGUACAGAAUAUCAGAAAUCAACCAAUCACAGUGCAGCAUUUGCCAAAACUCCAGCACAUCUUAUCCUCUGUACAGAACACCGCACCUAAAUCCAAUACGCAAAAACACACACACUGGGUUCCGUUUAGACCCGACACACAACGUAGUCAAACAUCAUUAAACAAAAAGCACUUUUAAAAAAAGGUGGUCAUUCGCUAGAUUUCACAGGUAAAAACAGAACACCUGUGUCUAAUUACUACAUGUUUUCAUAGUAAAUACAGGUGCACUUACACAGAAUGAAUUAUCAUUUACAACGUACCAGCGUGUAAAUCAUUUUGCAUGAUAUAUGCAAGCACACAAUUGUAUCAGGAAACGGCUUGGGAUUACAUCAUGUAACACUAAAUAAAAAUGACACAUUAAAUACAUUGUAACGAUGCACAGUAACUAGU
Acipenser ruthenus (sterlet) is the source of this 1774-nucleotide messenger RNA. RefSeq lists its product as uncharacterized. Lineage: Eukaryota; Metazoa; Chordata; Actinopteri; Acipenseriformes; Acipenseridae. The coding region runs from base 35 to 991 and encodes 318 amino acids. The record is from RefSeq and is a predicted model, not a curated record. The transcript has 12 exons.